UCUGGAAGAGAGACUGGAAAGGACAAGGAAGCGGAUUCUCCCGUAUGCCUUUCAGAAAGCAGCCUAUCCCUGCUGAAACCUCGAUUUUAAUCCAAGGAAGAGUUUUGAAGAAAACUGGGCAUAGGCUCAGCAAAACCAAACAGAAGAGGAACAGAAAAAGAAACAAAAAGCAGAACAGUCAGAAUAAAAUCAUGGAGGAAAACUCAUUAGAAUUCUUCAGUGAUCUUACACCGGGAGAUCAGGACCCAUCUCAGAGUGAAGAGGAAGACACUGGAAAGACCAGAAGAGAAUCAGAAUAUCCUUUCAUUGGUGGUCUACAAAAUGAAGUCAGAGAUUUUGUGACUGGGUAUAAAGAAAAAAGAUGGAAAAAUGAAGAUCCUAAAGACAGUUUCCAAAACGUUAUGUCUAUAGUUGAAUUGGACAACACACCAAAGAAUUACCUCUCUAAGGAAGGUGAUAACUUGUUUGUAAGUUUGUCACUGAUGCCAGAUGAAACCUCUGUUACUAGUCCAAUAGUGACUCAAAACCUUUCCUGUGUAACAACCGAUGACUGCUCUGGCAUGAAGGUAGAAAAGCAUAUUAGAGAGAGGCAUACCAUAGCAUUAGACACCCAGGACCUUGCUGUGGAAACUUCAUGCUCAUUUAUGAAGAAGAAAGAAAUAGUAGAUAAAAGUCUCCCACGUGAACCCGUUUUGUGCCAUCAACGUGGAAUCAGAAUGUCAGAUAAAGUUUUAAGAGAGGAACAAGUGUAUGCAACUAAAAUCAGUCACUGGGCUUUUUUCACAACCAGUUUAUCUGAUGAAGAUUUACAGCUGGGCUCUAACAGACAGCCCUAUUUUGGUAGCUGGCCUGCAGGACCUCAUAAGUUUAUAUGUGAACAGAGACCAAAGAAAAAUAGAGCACAUAAGUUGGCUGGGCCUGACAGCAGGGGGCAAUGGAUUCAAUUGAUUUUCACUUCGGUGGCAGCAUCAGGACCAGGAAGCAGUCCAGAAAUAUUGACAGACAAACUACUGAUAAGAAAUGAAGAUUUUUCACCUCCACCUGAAACUAUAGAUUCAUUCAUAGAAACAAACCUCUUCAGAAGCUGCUUACCUCAACUGGAUAUACCAAAGAAUGCUUUAGAAUCAACAAAAAAUAAGAAAAGGAGGAAGAAAAGGAUUUUCAAUUUGGUACCAAAUUUUUACUUAUUAGGACAGAGUCAUAUCAGUGUAAAAGAAAGGGAGAAAUGUGACCUGUUAACAAAAAACCAUGGACUAAAAAUUACUCUGAGAGAAGAAAAAGAUAGAAUUUCAGAAAGGAACAGUGAAGAGGAGAAUAAGCAAAAACUUACGACCUUUGAUCAUCAUCCAUUGUGGUUUUACCUUGAUAUUAUCAAAGCUCCCCCUUUAAAUAUUGGUGGACAGUGUUAUUCUCAUUGCCUGUCAUUUAACAGACUAAGGUGCUCUGCGUCUUUAUACAAAAAUUAUAUUCCUUCUUUUGUGCUGCAUAAUAUGUCUAGUGUUUGGAAGGCAUCUUUUACAAACAAGAAACUGUUUUUGACUUUCGAAUCUCAGACAACAGUAGGUAAUAAACUAAAUGAUGCAGGGUUUAUUUCCCCAGAAAUUUUACGCAGUCAUCCUUCGUGCUCUGUGGGAGUCACUUCUGAUUUUCACUUUUUAAAUGAAAGGUUUGAUGGAAAGCUGAAAAGAUGGGAAGAACCUAAGCAAUUACCAGCUGAGGACAGCCAAGACUUAACAAGCACUAACUGUAGUUCCCUUGGGCUACCAUUAUCACAAGGGUUUGCCUUGCAACUAGUAAAGCUUUUUGGAUCUCCAGGCGUUCCAAUGGAAUCCUUGUUGCCUGAUGACUAUGUGGUUCCCCUUGACUGGAAGACACUAAAGAUGAUCUACUUGCAAUGGAAGAUGUCAGUGGAGAAAAGACAGAAGAAGAUGGUUGAAAAAUGAAAAUUCCUUGAACUUUGACUUCUGCUGUCUUCAUGGUACUGCUGAAGAUCGUGAUCAUGGAGAAAAGUCAGAGUGCCCAGUGCCAACCCAAGGGACUCUUUCCAGAGACAUACCCGUUGGACACCAAAAUUAGUUUGGAUAAUCUGUCCAACCAUUCUCGAUAAGUUAUCUGAAUAAUAAAAAAACUCAACAGAGGAGGUAACAAUUUGAACCUUUUAUUGUCUAAUUUGAAGAUGUUUACCAUACUUGAUAAUUUGAUAGAGGAAAAUAAGGCACAGAAAACUUGAGUACCUUAUUUUAAAAACUGCAUUAGGAUUAAAAGGUUAGCCCCUAUAUCAAAGUAUUGGUCUAGAAAUGAUCCCAUUUCUAGAAUUCUGAAAUCCAAAAAGCUCUGAAAAUCAAAAGUUACUUUUCCAAAUGUAUUCAUUGUGGUAAUAUACACAAAUAUAAAAUUUACCAUCUUAACUGCUUUUAAGUGUGUUAUAAAUACAUUCAUGCUACCAUCA
Molecule: messenger RNA, 2449 nt
Organism: Rhinopithecus roxellana (golden snub-nosed monkey)
Lineage: Eukaryota; Metazoa; Chordata; Mammalia; Primates; Cercopithecidae
Exons: 5
Coding region: 45-1943 (632 amino acids)
Biological process (GO): negative regulation of transcription by RNA polymerase II
Cellular component (GO): nucleus
Molecular function (GO): transcription corepressor activity
Source: RefSeq, a predicted model, not a curated record